GUACGGAGAGCUUUCACUCAUCGUUGAGAAGGAGUCAAUCGAGGCUACCCAAACAAUGGCUAAGUUACCUACAUUAUCACUACUGGGAGGUUGACUGGGUUCCCCUUCAAAAUUCUUCGCUCUGGACAUCAUCCGCAUGUGUCUGGUCGUGUGUGUGAUCGAUCUGCAAGACGAAUUGGUUGACAAGCGAUGCCCGGAGCGGACUGAAGGAGGGCUCAAACUCCAUUAAGCUGAAUUGGAUCUGGGAUUACAACCUGUCCUUACUGGUAUCGAACUUGGGACUUUUUCAUCCAAGCUUGUGGGCUUUGAGAUCCCAAUGGCCUUUGGACCCGCCUGCAAUUGGUGGACGACGACAUCAUUGAAUUGAAUUCUGCCACUUGCUCCUGCCGCUUUCUGGGAGCGUUACUGUUUUUUUCCGCCAGAGUAAGGUAGCCUGGUGUUAUUCACUUUGCGCGAUCCUCUUCACGCGAAUCUUUUCCCAACAACCAUCGAACAGCGACGAUCCAAAACGAUGACCACCGACAACAGCGCCACCGUGCCGGCCUACCUGUCAUACCUACGCCAUCAGCCGUACUUGCCGCCCGCUCCACCGAUCGACGAGAAAGUCGCGCCGGCCUACUGGGCGCAUCAGUGCGCAGUCAGCGGCAAAGAAGAGUGGGACUUUUGGCACGGUGGUCCGCACACCUGCAAACAUGGGUGCGGCUACAAGACGAACCCCACCACGAUUCUGCGCAACAGAGACGGACAGCAGCUGGAGACCAUUGAGGGCGAGAAUUUGCUGGAGGAUCGUUUCGUGGAUUGGUGGGCGAUCUGUUGCCGUUGCCAGCGGUGGCAGCAGAAUGUCUUGCCUGCGCAUCCUCUUCAUGGACGAAUUCAAAAGGUCAAUGGAGAAAACUGUUGCGAUCACUGUCGCAACUUGACGACGAGCACCAGCGACUGCACAAGCUGUCUUGCAAUCACCAAGUACCGCGAAGUCACGCGUACGUUGAGCGGGGUGGAUAUCCCUGGUGCCGCUCGAAGCCGGCAUCACCAGAUCAUAAUCACGAGGCGCCAGCAAUCCCGCCCGAGGUUCAAUUUUGGGGGCGAAUUGUCCGCCGGUUCGACGAUUGGAGAUGAAGAGAAUAAGAAUCAGAAGGCGGAUCUGGAGGACAUUGAGAAAAUGAAGGAAUGCCGAAACGAUGAGGAGGAGAAUGGGAAGAAGGAGCAGGGCAAGGAACGUAAGGGGGAUGAUGAGAAGGUGUCACAGGCGUCUGGUUGAGGGUCUUUGAUAAUGGGCAGGGCCAUUGUGUGGCACUUGUUUGCCGAAUCAGAGGAGGGAACUAUGAUAGGGCCUUUUUCACUCAACUAAGGUGGUCCAAGUCAUCACAACUGGCCUCUUCAGAACAGUUGAUCGUGGGAACCAACAACCAGAGGAGGACUGUCAGGCAUUGCAUGGAGUUUUUGGCGUCACAAAUAAUCCGGAUACCGAGAAGAGGAUCGGGAAUUUCGCAUUAGGUUCCUGAAAUUUUCUCAAUGAAUCAGUCAACUCUGCUUUUGAGGUAGAUAUGUUGCGUGCAUACCCC
Molecule: messenger RNA, 1562 nt
Organism: Podospora pseudopauciseta
Lineage: Eukaryota; Fungi; Ascomycota; Sordariomycetes; Sordariales; Podosporaceae
Exons: 3
Coding region: 512-1258 (248 amino acids)
Source: RefSeq, a predicted model, not a curated record